Molecule: messenger RNA, 1424 nt
Organism: Phytophthora nicotianae INRA-310
Lineage: Eukaryota; Oomycota; Peronosporomycetes; Peronosporales; Peronosporaceae
Exons: 1
Coding region: 21-1337 (438 amino acids)
Source: RefSeq, a predicted model, not a curated record
AGUACCGUGCCCCCGUCAAAAUGGUGCAGUGGAUGACGGUAGCGCAGAAGUUCGAGCUCAUUCAGAAGCAUCGACAGAACCCUUCAUUGUCCACCCGCAAGCUUGCGCUGUGGGCGCAUGAGGCCUUCAACCUCCCGACGGGACCCACGGCCGCGACCGUCUCGCGCGUGCUGAAAUCAGCCGAAGAAAUCGAAGACAAACAGCGUCAUGGCAUCACUCGCAAGGGCCACGGCGUGUCGUGCCCCGAGCUUGAUGUGGCGCUCAAGCUCUAUGUUGACAGUUGCGUCCAGAACCACAUGCAUCUCACACGCCGACUCCUAGUGGACAAGGCGCGUGAGAUCCUGGCCACCAUCCCCGACGCGCCGACACUCAAUCUCUCAGACGGAUGGCUCACCAGCUUCAUGCGGCGUCACGGCAUGGGAUUGCGGCCGCGCUCGCUGCAGACGGACGGGGAGGGAGGCGACUCGGAAAUUCAAUUCGAGCCAAUGAUGUCCACGAGGAUCCAGGCGGCCGCUUCAUCCUCCCGACCAGGAGGGCGCAAAGCAACGUCCAAUACUCAGAGACGUACACGUCCGAUGCAGUUGGGGCUCGUUACGCCACCGCCACCGGCGCCUCAAGCGCCAGCCCCGGUCUAUACUGGGCCCAAGAGAACAGUGCUCAUCACGGGGGCUGACAACUGCACGGGGGUGGCUUUCGUUCAGCACUAUAUGAGGGAAGGAUGGGACGUCAUCGCGGCAUGUCCUGAAGGCGAAAUGUGCUUCAAGGUGAUGCAGUUGGCUCCCUGGAAGAUCGUGGCCAUGGAUCCAGGGUAUAAGGAUUCCGUGGAUGCUGCAGCGGAGGCACUGAUGGACGUACCCAUUGAUCUAUUGAUCAACAAUGCCAGACUGUUCACCAAGGGAUACAUGCACUCAACAACUCCCGAGGAUUGCAUUCACCAGUAUGAAGUGAACGCUCUUGGGCCUUUUAUUGUGUCGCGUGCGUUGCUCCAGAACUUACGCCUUGGAGUCCGUGAUCGCGGCAUGGCCUUCGUCGCGAAUGUGUCGUCGCGUGUAGGCAGCAUCUCGGAGAACUUGGCUGGCGGUUCGUACGGAUUCCGAGCAUCUAUGAGUGCGCUCCACAUGUUCACGAAGACUUUGGUGGCGGAUUUUCUGCCCCACAAGAUCGGAUGUGUAUUGCUACACUCCGGAAUUGACGACAAGCCCGACGGAGUCCCCUCUUCGGCUGACGUUCGACCUGAGGAGAGUGUGGCUGGAAUGGCUCAAGUUAUCGCACGUACGAGACUGGGAGAGCCGCUGCAUCUCCGCCACUUUGGCAACGGUGACGCUAUCAAUUGGUAAGAAAUAAUUGUUCAAGUGCAAGCAAGUUGUCUAUAUUAUUAUUUGGCGUCGUGCACAAACAACCAAAAGUCUCUUUUUCAUCCUCCG